This is a messenger RNA of Brenthis ino (lesser marbled fritillary), 282 nucleotides long. The record is from the annotation of a GenBank genome assembly. NCBI's taxonomy places the organism in Eukaryota, Metazoa, Arthropoda, Insecta, Lepidoptera, Nymphalidae.
AUGGAAAGUUUGAGAUCCUCACUGCAUAGUUAUAAUUACUUAGUUCACACAAAUGGUAAAAUAACAAGAUUUACAAAAAGAAAAGAAAAGAAAAGAAAAGAAAAGAAAAGAAAAGAAAAGAAAAGAAAAGAAAAGAAAAGAAAAGAAAAGAAAAGAAAAGAAAAGAAAAGAAAAGAAAAGAAAAGAAAAGAAAAGAAAAGAAAAGAAAAGAAAAGAAAAGAAAAGAAAAGAAAAGAAAAGAAAAGAAAAGAAAAGAAAAGAAAAGAAAUAUUAUUAUUAAAU